This is a messenger RNA of Melopsittacus undulatus (budgerigar), 5417 nucleotides long. It is a transcript of the gene CILK1, whose product is annotated as ciliogenesis associated kinase 1. Bases 336 to 2192 code for a protein of 618 amino acids. The transcript has 14 exons. NCBI's taxonomy places the organism in Eukaryota, Metazoa, Chordata, Aves, Psittaciformes, Psittaculidae. Gene Ontology annotation, biological process: intracellular signal transduction; cilium assembly; intraciliary transport. Gene Ontology annotation, cellular component: nucleus; cilium; cytoplasm. The record is from RefSeq and is a predicted model, not a curated record. Gene Ontology annotation, molecular function: ATP binding; protein serine/threonine kinase activity.
GCGGCGCCCUAAGCGAGGCCCGCGGCCGCCGUGUGCCGCAGCUGGGCCGUGGGGGCGCAGGCUGCGCGGGAGGGCCGCUGGGGCCGCAACACCACUAUUAGGGGCCUCUCGUGCGGCCUCCGCGGGUCGGGGCUUAGCCGGAAGAGGGGAGGCAGCAAGGAAGAAGGCCAGGCCGCCACCAAAGGCUAAGUCUUGAAAACAUGAUUCCUACAACUGUUCACACUGUCCUGAGUGCUCUGUAUUUAUGCUGCCACAGAAAGAACUGGUUACACUUGAAGGAGAAAUACAAGAAACACUAAGGACUGAAAUGUGCUUGCAGCUAAAGUAUCCUCAUCAUGAAUAGGUACACUACUAUCAGACAGCUUGGUGAUGGGACCUACGGCUCUGUUCUCCUAGGGAGAAGCAUUGAAUCCGGAGAGCUAAUAGCUAUUAAAAAAAUGAAGAGAAAGUUUUAUUCCUGGGAGGAAUGCAUGAACCUUCGAGAGGUUAAGUCUCUGAAGAAAUUAAACCAUGCCAAUGUAGUAAAGCUGAAAGAAGUUAUCAGGGAAAAUGAUCAUCUGUAUUUUGUGUUUGAAUACAUGAAGGAAAAUCUUUAUCAGUUAAUGAAAGAAAGAAACAAACUGUUUCCUGAGUCUACAGUUAGAAAUAUUAUGUAUCAGAUCCUGCAAGGACUUGCAUUUAUCCAUAAGCAUGGGUUCUUUCACAGAGACUUGAAGCCUGAAAACCUCCUUUGCAUGGGACCAGAACUUGUGAAAAUAGCAGACUUCGGCUUAGCCCGAGAAAUCCGAUCCAGACCUCCUUACACCGAUUACGUAUCCACAAGAUGGUACAGGGCUCCUGAAGUCCUUCUCAGAUCCACCAGCUAUAGUUCUCCAAUAGAUAUUUGGGCUGUUGGUUGUAUAAUGGCAGAAGUUUACACACUGAGGCCUCUCUUCCCAGGUGCCAGUGAAAUUGAUACUAUAUUCAAAAUUUGUCAAGUGUUGGGAACGCCAAAGAAGAACGACUGGCUUGAAGGCUACCAACUCGCAGCUUCCAUGAAUUUUCGCUGGCCUCAGUGUGUACCUAACAACCUGAAAACCCUCAUACCUAAUGCCAGCAGUGAAGCAGUGCAGCUCAUGAGGGAUAUGCUGCAGUGGGACCCCAAAAAGCGGCCAACAGCUAGUCAGGCACUUCGAUAUCCAUACUUCCAGGUUGGGCAUGCCCUGGGCAUUCAGGCAUUGGGGAAACAAAAAGAACUGCAUAACAAAUCGUCUCUGCAUAUUAAGCCUGUCCCUCCAGCACAACCCCCUCCAAAACCUCAUGCCCGCAUUUCAUCACGGCCUUUUCAACAAAACCAGUCUUCCCAGCACUUGGUGUACCCACAUAAGAAAGACAACUCUGGGGCUGAGCACAGUAACUACUUAAAGGAGGACAAGUCUAACCAGGUUCUUCUGCCAGCCAUUCAUGAUAAGGUGCCUCAGCAGAAAUCUUGUGCUGGAACUGAGAAUAUUAAUGGUGAACUUAAACCAAAACCUAGGCGACGAUGGGGACAUCUUGCCACAACAGUGAAGAAUUCUGAAGACUGGGAUGACUUGGAAGACCCUGAUUUCAGUUCUUCUAUCACAAGAAUUGACGUGAAAAACAAGAAGAGGCAGAGUGAUGAUACUCUUUGUAGAUUUGAAAGCAUUUUGGACUUAAAGCCUUCAGAUGCUGUAGGCUCUGGCAGCAGUGCACCUUCCCACGUGACCUUUUCACGGCAGGACACUCCUACGUUGCGAGUUUCUGCAGCAAAGCAACACUACUUGAGGCAUUCUAGGUAUCUACCUGGAAUAUGCACAAGGAAUAGUAUAGUCUCCACUUCAAACAAAGAGUCUGUUCCACCUAAUCCCUGGCCCAGUUCUGGUUUGCCUGGGAAAGCUUCUGGUCUGGGAGGAAGUAUUAACAGGAUGAAUUCAGGGUCCAUAGGAUCAAGUGGUUAUAUCCCUGCAUUUCUGAAGAAGGAAGUAGCCUCUGCUGGGCAGAGGGUUCAGUUAGCACCAGCUGUGGAAUCACCUUCUAAUUACACUCCCGUGAAUUCAGUACGACCCUAUCUUGGACAGCCAUCAUUUAGUUCACCUACGAAAAGCACACCGAGGUUAAUGCCUUUCCCACCACCAGCUCAGCCAAUCCAUGGGCGCAUUGACUGGUCUGCAAAGUAUGGUGCUCACCGGUGACGCGUGGAAAUACUGUCUAAACCAGUGCAUUUCCCAUGAAGUGGUGGCUAUCACGAAACAAUUUGAUACUGUUUUAUGUACCUCUAAAUCUAAAAGAAACAGAUCCUCUAUGAACAAGACAUUUUGAAGGGUUGUUUUUUUUUACUUUUAUUUGUAUUCACUUGAAUGCAAACUUGUAACUUUUUGUAUAAAAUUGUUUUGUUAUAUAAUUGGGUCCAGUUAUUUUCAUAAAUUGAUACAUUUUGUAUAUAUGGCUUAGGGGUUUUGGCAUUUUUAUAUGAUAAAUUUUUAUAAAAAAUCUUUUUUAAAAUUUCACUUUUCCUUUGUUAGAUGCAGCUUUUUAUAAAAGUGGAUUAAAAAAAGCAAAGUGGUGCAAUAUUGCAGUGGAAGAGAAGUACUGAGGAAGGGGCAUUAAUUAGACAUUUCCUGAAGUUUAUGUGCUAAAUGAGGCUGUAUAAUUUCACUGAUGUCACAUCUUGUUGUCCUUUACUCAUUUGGUUUGUGCUGACAUCAAAGGAAUGAGUAACAGUCUAAACUCCUUUGCAGUCACUGAGAGACUGCUAAAAGUCAGUGGAAGGCUUCUUUUUUAAUGUAUUUUUGCCUUUUAAAGGUUCUGUUGGAUUGGUGUCCAGCUCUAUUCUUUUGCUUUUACCAAAUUUGAGGAAUCUUGUUUGGUGAAGGGUGAGCACCCUUCUGUAUAUCUGUUUUCUGACAGAACACAUUUUUGUCCUGCUUUCAGAGUUGCUUCUUGGCAUUGUUCACUAGGAAAUAGAAGAUGGACCUACCUCUGUUAAAUUCAUUUAAAUGUUCUAAUGAUUUCUAAGCAGAAAAAUCAGAUUCUAUUUUUUGUUGCUGUUAAUAUAAGAUUUGAAUACCUAUUUAGGAUGGUAUUGACAGCUGGUUUCAGAGUAACAAAGUAUUAGUGAUAGACCAGUAGCAGAGUUUAAGCAAACAGUAUCUAUGCAGCUGACUUAGCAUUCACAGCCAUUCUAAAUCACUUUUGGGAAAAAUAAUCCAGAGGAAAUUAGUCAGUUUAAGCUUACUUCAGUUCGUCUUCUCUUCAAUGCAUCUUCACUUACAAUGUCAAGAAUAUGUCAGCUUCCAUAAGUCAGGCCCAAGGCUGUACUGAAAAAAAUGGGACCUUACCUGGUCCUGCUAAAAACUGUUCUAAAUUUGUGGUUGAUUUCACAGAAACUGAUACAGCCCUUUGAAGAGCAGUUUAGCUUAGUUUGUAAGAGCAAAUAAGUUACCAGGUUAUAGAGAAAAGAGAAUAGCCCCAUAAUCUAGUUUAAUUCCGUAAUGGGAAGGAGUGCCAGAUUGCUGCCAUGAGCAAAAGAUUCAUUUAGAUCACAGUCAGCGUUUGGCAGUUCCAGCACUUACUUCCACACAAGGAAGAUAAAACAGUACAGUGCUCUGGAUGAACAUCUUCUAUAGCUGAGUUGUGGAACAGCAGAACCAAAGCUGACAUAUGCUCUGAAAAUGGGUCUUCCUGCAGCAGUGUACAGGAAUGCUCAGUUUUCUGAGCUCAUCUUAUGAACAGAUUGGGCAAAUGGUAUAUUGAUGAGACUUAAAUCCAGUGUGAAGGGAUCAGAGCAGGUAUAGUUCUCAGCACCCGGCCAUUCUGAAGGAGCUGAGUGUCCAGCUACUCCAUUAUUUGUUCAUGCAAGUGCUAACUCUAGGCCAUACCUAGCUGCUUGCAAAGCAGUGGUGCCAAUGCAUAGCAGUAAAACAGAGCAGCCCUUCAAUUUCUGGAGCACACACUGCUAGUGCUUUUUUGGUAAGUGGAAAGGGAAAUAUGUAUAUUUGUGUUAGAACUGGAAAGAGUUGUUUUUCUUGGCAGAAAUAAAUAUAUCUAUAUCUAGAUAUCAUUUAAUUUAUUUUAUCACUCUCUCAAAAGGAAACACUAUCCUAAGUAUCCCUAGACCCAUGUAGGCAAUGUAACUAGUCUGUUCCAUACACUUAAUUCCUACUACAGGAAGUGGGAGAUGGAAAAGUCAUACGAAUGCUCGGGCUUGGAUUCAUGGUGCCUAAACACAAGCUCUUUUAUUGUGAGCUGACUCUAAACUAACGGUGAGUGAGGAUCAUAUUAAGAGAAAUUUGGCUCACUUGAGAACUUAGCUGCCCUAUGGAGACACCUGGGUCUCCCCAUUGAGGAGGGAGGCUACUCCACCUGCUGAAAGUAGCACAGGAUGAAUCUGAACAUGGCCUGUGAUGUCUGAGCCUGUAUCAGCCCUGUGGUGAUUUGGUGUUUUUUCCUUGACUACAGCAUUAAGGUUUUGGUCAGUCAAGUGAAAAAAUCAGAAAAAGUAGAGAAGUAGUAGUACUUUUUUUUUGCAUAUCUCCUCCUUUCCAAAAUUAGAGCCUUUAUGUAGGAAAAAAAAAAAAAAACAAAACAUAAACCCCAAACCUAGUAAUCUUGAUAUUCAGAAUCCCUUCUGCUAGUCUUAACUUUGGGACAGAAAAUGAGCUGAGUAUCGUCACAGCACUGAUAGCCUUUACUCAAGACUCCAGCGAAUUCCAGCUGAAGCUGGAAGAGUUUUUUGCUUGAAGACUGAGCGGGGUAUGGUGAGUGUUUUACUGUGCUGUCUCAGUGUGCAGUGCACAUAUGGAAAAGAUGUAGGGCUUCAUUAUACUGCAGUCUAGAGCAGCAGCAUAUUUGAGGAUUUAUCACAUGUAACCUACUACUUUGUGCUUUCAUAUUUAGCAGUGUCUUUACAUAAAAUGUUUUUAGAAUUCUGCUGUUUACAUUUUGUCAGGCUUCUGCAUCACAUGUAAUAAUGACUGCUGGAAGGAAAGGAGCCUGGCAAGUGGGCUCAUUCACCUCUGUCAUCCAAAUUUUGUUCCUGAAAGUAUUGUGUCAGUGCCACAAUGUUAGCAAAAAAAGAAAGAAAGAAACUAAGCUGGAAAACCCACUUCCACGGUAUCUCUGUGUGUAAUAAGGCUGUUGAUAUGAGCAGGAUGUUCUGUAAUUUGAGGAGAAGAUACCAGCUGAAAGAACAUGUUUGAACUUACGUGGAAGGAGAGGGUGGAAUUGUCAGAGUGAGUAAAGAAAUAACAGUUCUUGUUUAUUCUGUGGUUUUGUUCAAAAUCUUACAUGUUUGUUUCAUUCCUUCUGUGUCAAGUGUCCUGCCCGGGAUAAAGUUACUGUUGAAGAAAUAUCAACUGACUGACAAGGGUCUUUUUUGAUCUUUUCCUCAGUUUUUAAUAAAGACACUGUAGUUUGGC